CACACUUUGAAUGCUACUGGCGCCGCGACUGCAGCGUGCCCAACGCCGCAAAGUUGAGCAGUAUUGUUAGCUGGCUUACAGAAUGUGCACUACAAACUGUAGUCUGACUGCAAGACGACGCGCGCGGUCGCUCAUUGCGCUGUCAGCUGUUCUCGUUUCGACUUUCUGCACAGCCGUAGCGACUUCGAAGCCAAACAUCGUGUUCAUUCUUACGGACGACCAGGACUAUGUCCUGGGCGGUGCCGACGCGCUCUGGAUGCCGGCUCUGGACAAGUACGUCCGUAGGCAAGGAAUGGAGCUGCCGCACUUCGUGACCAGCAUAGCCAGCUGCUGCCCCAGCCGUACCUCGCUCCUCACGGGCAGGUACUGCCACAAUACCAACAUCACCAGCAACUCGGAGGCGCGAGGCAGCGCGGUGAAGUUCCUAGAGAAUCAGCUCGAUGACGACUACUUGCCAGUUUGGCUGCAGGAUGCCGGCUACAGCACCUACAUGGUCGGGAAGUUCCUCAACAGCUUCAAAGAGCCGUUGGCAAGGAAGGGCUGCCCGCAGGGCUGGACCGGCAUCAGCCCUCUCAUCCAGGACGUGGACACGGAGGACGGCGGGGAGGAGGCGCCCAGGGCCCCCACCUACAUGGAGGACUGCAACGGCCAGCUGACGUCCUACCCGGGGGCAUUCCAGGAGGAAGUUAUUCGUGACAAGGCACUCAGCUACAUCGACGAGGCCUCCGGCAGCCCACUGCCCUUCUUCCUGCUCAUCUCCACGGUGGCGCCGCAUGACGCCAAGGGCAAGGGCUCCACGUACCCGCAGGUGCUCCCCCAGUACAAGGACCUGUACCCAGGACUCAAGGCGCCGCGGACAGCCAACUGGGGCCGGCCCCCACCCGUCACCAUUGGGUUCGCUCCCUCCACGCCCAACCGCCUGAAUGUCACGGACAUUAACGAGCGCUACCGGGCGCGGUUGCAGUCGCUGCGGGCCGUUGACGACACCAUUGAGGCAGUGGUUAGGCGCUUGGCGUGCCACGGCCAACUCAACAACACCGUUUUCAUGUUCACGUCAGACAACGGAUUCAAGCUGGGCACCCACAACAUUCCGCGAGAGAAGUUCACUUGGUAUGAGGAGGACGUGCGCGUUCCCUUCCUGAUGGCGGGCCCCGGCGUGCCUCGCGGCGUGUACGUGCCCGAGGUGGCGGCGGCCAUGACCGACCUCACAGCCACCAUCGCGCACCUGGCGGGCGCCAGUCCCCGGCGGGUGCAGCUAGACGGCGCACCGCUGCCACUCGACCGCAUCGCCGCCGCCUACCCCCGCCCCAACCAGCCCGGCGCACUCAGCGCCACCGCGGCAGCUGCGGCGGGGCUCACUCUCAGCUCGGGCGUCACCACCGCAGUCGACAGCUUGGACUGCAUUGGUGUAGGGGCUGCGCCCGUGCAGUCGCCACUUCCCCGGCAGACUCCGUCGCCCUCGCCUCGGCCCGCUCCUCGGAAGAGGCCCUCCGGGCGACGGAGGAAUGCCCGCGAGGCUGCUGGAUCUGGUCAGCAGAAGGGAGAGGGCGCCUACGCGGUGGGUGGCAAUGAUGUGCUGGGGGUGGAGUUUGUCGCGGCCUCAGGGGCCAACGACUCGGCCUCGCACGGAGCAGCAGACGGCAGCGUCGUCAGCAGCCGGCGGCGGGGCCUUCUUCAAACAAGUGGCAACAACAAGUUUUACUACGGCCAGUGGAGUAACAUACAACUGAUUGAGGGAUGGCUGGAUGUGACCAUGGCCCAGAUGCUGGGAAAGGACUACCGCGUGCUGCGUGCCUGCAGCCCCUUCCAGGCCUUUGGCGCACCCACGGACCCGCGCAGCGGCGGCCACACCUGCUACAAGUAUGUUGUGCAGUGCUCGCCCAAGAAUGUGAGGUCGUUGGGCGCCGUGCGGCAACUGUUCGACCUGGGGCGUGACGCCGUGGAGCUACAGGACAAGUUCACGCAGUUCAAGGCGCCAUACAACGGAAUCUUCAAGCGGCUGUACGACCGACUGGAUGCCGUACUAACCGUCAUGUCGUACUGCAGCGGCGCCACUUGCCGCAACCCCUUCAUCGCAAUCCACCCCGACGGCAGUGUGACCAACCUGGAACAAGCCAUGGACGCCAAGUUUGAUGACCUGUACGGCGGAUUUAAAAAGUUCUCGUACAAGCGAUGCGCACUUUACUAUCAUCCAGAGAACGAGGUUGCGGAUGCUCGACUAGUGCCAACCUCGGUGCGCGAGUGGACGUCGUCCUAGCAGCACCGACGACGGCACGCACGCAUAUGCAAGGUUCGGGUUCAUCCAGUCAGGUUCGGGUUCAUCCAGUCAGGUUCGGGUUCAUCCAGUCAGGUUCGGGUUCAUCCAGUCAGGUUCGGGUCCAUCCAGCCAGGUUCGGGUUCAUCCAGUCAGGUUCGGGUUCAUCCAAGCAGGUUCGGGUUCAUCCCGUACGUCAAGCUCGGGCCAGGGUCAGGGUCAGAAGUCAUCAGCCACAGGUUGAGAGAGUGCUUUCGCGCCAGCUCCCCAAAGGCCACCUUGUACAACCGGAGUGGCGCUACAGACUGCCCAAAGAGCGCUGCAUGGCGUGCGCGAGCAUCAUCACUGGCCGAUCGAAUAACAAGGGCAGCGUGGCGGCAUGCGCGAAGGUGUGGGACUGUGUGAUGGUUGUUAUUAUAGAAGCAAGCAUGGAAGGAAGGUGCGUCAAGUACCGUAUUACGGACUACGGCAUUCAGCAGGUUAGUUUCGGAAGGGGGUGGAUCACGCGGCGCAGGUAGGCGUGGCGAGUGGGGGCCUCGGCCCUCGGGGCCGUGGUAGCGGUUGGAGUGAAGUGCGGGACAGCCAUCCGUGCGUGUUUAUAUGCGUUCAUGAGGGCGCCGGAUGAGGAGGGGGCGGGGUUGUAGAUCCCAGCCCAAACUAUACCGAACGGGGGGAAAGAGGGGGGGAGGAAAGGAGGGCAGGGGCUGCACGGUGGUACCGCAUGGCGCCCUGCUGCAUGUGGAUCAUGGCCCCGCCUGCUGGUCCAUGCAUAUAUACGUGACGGCAGCAGUAGCAACACGGUAGUAGUAGCAAUGCGGUAGUAGCGGUAGUACGGUAGUAGCGGCAGCACCGGCAUCAGCUCUGGCAGUAGUCGGCUGCAGCCGGGGACGACGGCGGCCCGGUCGUCUGCGCCGCCUGCCGCCCGUCUUUUUAAGGGGUUGGUGCGAGAAGCUGGUGGUAAGUGCGGACUGCUCCCCACACGGCGGCAUGCGGGGCGUGGACGGGGAAUGCAGAGGGACGGGCUAGGGGGCUGGAGAGGGACGGGACGGCGAACGCGCCUGUGGCGCACAGCUUGUGUUGCAAGAGGCAGUUGGUUCAGAUUGGUUGUCUCCAUACUUGUAGUACGGGCGUUCAGUUGUCGGCGAGUGGCCAUGGACCAGUCAUGCAUGGUCAGAUGAUGGUGUGGGUCGCGCGCGCGCUGGUGUCUCGUCUCGAAAGGUAGCACGUACCGUGAUUGCUGCUAACUCCAACUUCUUUCUUGCUGCUUGCUGGCCUGGAGCACUCGGCGGCGUCUUGCAUUUGCAUUCACACUAGCUUACAUUUCUCUGAACUGGCCACACCAAGCCGGCGCACCUGCACCCCGUGCUACUCGUCCUGAUGAAGUAAGCUGCGAUCCCCGAUUUGUACUGUCAGUUCCAUCUGGGCAGCUCUGUCCAGCUAGCCCAGCACAGUGUGCCCAUCCCUACAUACGCAACUCAU
Chlamydomonas reinhardtii is the source of this 3733-nucleotide messenger RNA. RefSeq lists its product as uncharacterized. NCBI's taxonomy places the organism in Eukaryota, Viridiplantae, Chlorophyta, Chlorophyceae, Chlamydomonadales, Chlamydomonadaceae. The transcript has 21 exons. Bases 83 to 2257 code for a protein of 724 amino acids. Gene Ontology annotation, molecular function: N-acetylglucosamine-6-sulfatase activity; glycosaminoglycan binding. The record is from RefSeq and is a predicted model, not a curated record.